CAGCAUCGUAGCCUUCCGCGUAGCUUCUUUCUACUAUGAAAUGAUCGUGAUUGAAUCGUCAAGCCCUCGCCCGAGAGAAGGCGGUGACGGGACAUGCGUUCUCUUUCUCGGUCAGGGCAAAUCACUACAACACCCGGUUCCAGAAAAGUAGAGGAGUCGAUUUGCCCCGGGAACACCUGCACCCACAUGAGACCCCCCUGCUCAAGGGGUUAUUCACUCAGUGGUGACUCAGUUGAACCAUGCGUCUUGCCUCUCCUCCCUCCCGCCCCCUGCUCUCCGCCCCUCGGCGCGUCGGCGGCGCGCGGACUUGGAGACGUCUGGGCUCGGCAGGAUUACGCGCGACGGAGCGGUCGACGCGAAAGCGCCCAGCAGCCGGACAGGACAGGAGACACUUCCGAGCUGGGCUGGACGUCCUCUCAACUCUUGACUGGCUGAGCAACUCCCUUCCCAACAUUUCUUCCCCUGUGAGCCUCGGGUGUCUGUGGUCCCUGGCAGCGGCGGCGGGUCCGGACCACUGCUCCUCCUCCCCCCCCUCCCCUCACACUCGGGUCACGGCGACUAUAGAGGAAUGGCAACGAUGUAAACAGCUGGUGGGAGAAAACAAACUCUCGCGCACAACAAGAUUGCCAGCGAAUUGAGUGCAGGGGGACGCGAGGAGGAUGAUCCCGCCGGCCAGCAUGCUGCAGGACGAGAGCGGGGGCAAGGAGGACGAACAGGACCAGAAUGAGACGCCGACAUCCCCCGCGGCGAACGCCAGCCAGCAGGAAACCAAGAAUACUGUGAGGCCUGAACAUCAGAAGCGCAAGUUUUCCUCAGCUCUUUUUCUCUCUGUUCAGCUGCAGAGACUCAAACGAUCCUUGUCCUUCAAGACCAAGAGUAUCCGCAGCAAGAGCGCCGACAACUUCUUCCGAACCAGCGGUGACAACAAGACGGAACUGCUCUCCGACGUGAGCAGCAGCACGGGCCAUCUCUGCAACAUCGGGAUGGCCCCGCCGCACACCACCAAUCUCCCCAUCCCGCCGGUCCCUCCGGCCAUCCCCUGCGCUCCUCCUCCCACGUCGCGCUCCCAGUCACGCAACCCGCUGCAGGUAGACUCGGCGGGACACUGCUUCAUGGAGCACAUCUUCAAGAAGCCAACGUUCUGUGACGUGUGCAACCACAUGAUCGUAGGUACCACAGCCAAACAUGUGGUAUUCCUGGCGGGAAACACAGCAAAGCACGGUCUGCGCUGCAAAGCCUGCAAGAUGAGCCUCCACCACAAAUGUGAGAAUGGAGUGGGACAGCAGCGCUGCAUGGGCAAACUGCCAAAAGGCUUUCGGCGGUACUACAGCUCCCCGUUACUGAUCCAGGAACAGUAUGGCUGCAUCAAAGAAGUAAUGCCCAUCGCCUGUGGGAAUAAGGUGGACCCCGUGUACGAGGCCUUGAGGUUCGGAACGUCUCUGGCACAAAAGGCCAAGAGAGCAAGUGGCUCAGAGUCUCCACACAGAAACUCGACCAGUGACUUGGAUAAGGUUCCAGAGGAAGUGGUGGCUCACAGCAGCAGACAGGAGCUAUCAAGAAAACACAGUGAUGAUGUUUUCACUGUCAUUGAGAAUGGCACGCAGCAUUACGCCCAGCUCGAGAGAAAACCUGAGGAUUUCACGCUGGAGCAGAGCCAGCUACAGAAAGACAUUCUCACGCUCAACACCUAUGUGGCCUUGUUCAGUUUCAAUCCGCAAGAGAGCCAUGAUCUGGAGAUGAGAGCGGGAGACCGGAUCUUAUUGGCUGACAACUCUAAUGAUGACUGGUGGAAGGGGCUAAUUGAGGACAGGAUCGGUUUCUUCCCAGCAGCCUUUGCUCAUCAGGUGCGGACCGGCGACCAAGUGUUCAAGUGUAACAGGACGUUCAUUGGCUGUAAGGAACAAGGCCAGAUCACCCUGAAGGAGGGACAGAUCUGUGUCAGCAGUGAGGGAGAGCGCAGCGGCUUCAUCAGAGUGGCAAGUGGAAAGAAGAGGGGCUUCGUGCCCUGUGACGUCCUGGAAAUCAUCUGAGACAAACACUCGGCGAAAUGAAUAUAGCAAGAGAGAGAGAGAGAGAGAGAGAGAAGUAAGGAUCUGCCGCCUGGAGGAGGAUGAGGAGGAAGAAGCUGAACAUACAAAGUGGCUACGAGACACUAGUGAUGGAGUUUAAAAUGAAAGGUGAUGCUGGUUUUGUCACUGAGGACUCCACUUUGUUGCGGGUCAGCGUCUCUGCACCUUCCUUUCCCGCUCUCAGCACAAACAGAGAAGCCAAGAUGUUGUUUGAUGUUUGCACGUCCACAGGAGAUCACUCCAUCACUGGAUUUGAUUUUUAUUUAUGGAGUCAAUGUGUGUGUUAGUUUUCCCCCUUAGUGUUAUUCUGGGUUUUUUUCUGAAAGUGGGCUGGCUGUUUAUGCCUGAGAAAGGGAAAAACGCUGCAAUUAUUAUUUUUCGAGAUUUCAGUACAUACAAAGUAAUUCCUCCUAAAAAUAGCUUUGUUUUUUGGCCAACUCUCGGCUCUGACGUACAUGAAAAUAAAUUCCCGUUUAAAACUUGAUGUAAAAACAUAUUAGGCAGAAAAUAAGAACUUUUACUUUCUUUAAAGCCUUAAAUCCCCUAACCAUCUGUUAAAAGAACUUCCUGUAUAACCUCUAGUGUGCAGUUACAGUCCUAAAAAAAGCUUUUUCCACAUGUUUCUCUUGUAACUGGUGAGAAGCAGCUACGGAGAGACGUGGAGGAGUAUUUUCAGAGGGCUUUGACACGAUCUAAAACACUCUAGUAAUUCUCUCUGGUCUUACAACAAUAUUAUACUCCCAGUCUUAGCAAUGUCUCACUCACUGCAAUCCAGGGUGUCACUUUUUGACGAUGGCAAUAUAAAGUUUCAUCAUCACCGUCAAUCAGAAUCCAUUAUAAUCAGUUUCACAAAACCAAAUUUACCAUUUCACUUUUUCUCCAAACUGAAGAAUGUGCUAGAUUUAUCUCUUCAGACUUGUCUUCACUGAUAUAAUGAUUAAUUCAAUUUUCUCUCUAUGAUUUUUUUCAUCAAAUAUUCCUUACAUCGCAUAUAAAACAGGGGAGGAUGAGAGCUUUUGUGUGAUCCAGAUAGAGCCUGUCUUUUUUUCUUUCUUUUUAUAAUGUCACAAUCAAAGCUCAAGUGAUCCGAUGGGGAUGACCCGUGAACACACAAUGGCGCCUGUGAGAAAAUGAUACAUUUCCAGCUAGCCUGUUAACUUUAAAUGCGAUCACUCUCUUGUCGUGUGCAUUUCUGGCAGGGUGUUGCAUCAUAGUAGAAAUAGUAUAUCUCUCAAAGGCUGUUGUUCACUGAAACUUGGCUUUAGUGAAUGUCCAAGGAUGCUAUAUUGUACAUAAUGUACGUACCAGAUUAAAAUUCCUUCUUUAUCACAAUAACUAAA
This is a messenger RNA of Scophthalmus maximus (turbot), 3409 nucleotides long. RefSeq names its product SH3 and cysteine rich domain (gene stac). Gene Ontology annotation, molecular function: transmembrane transporter binding. The transcript has 12 exons. Gene Ontology annotation, cellular component: extrinsic component of cytoplasmic side of plasma membrane. Lineage: Eukaryota; Metazoa; Chordata; Actinopteri; Pleuronectiformes; Scophthalmidae. The coding region runs from base 660 to 2030 and encodes 456 amino acids. Gene Ontology annotation, biological process: skeletal muscle contraction; positive regulation of voltage-gated calcium channel activity; positive regulation of protein localization to plasma membrane. The record is from RefSeq and is a predicted model, not a curated record.